Messenger RNA from Phyllostomus discolor (pale spear-nosed bat), 3057 nucleotides. RefSeq names its product CEA cell adhesion molecule 1 (gene CEACAM1). Gene Ontology annotation, biological process: signal transduction; regulation of immune system process. NCBI's taxonomy places the organism in Eukaryota, Metazoa, Chordata, Mammalia, Chiroptera, Phyllostomidae. The coding region runs from base 107 to 1390 and encodes 427 amino acids. The transcript is spliced from 8 exons. Gene Ontology annotation, molecular function: protein tyrosine kinase binding. The record is from RefSeq and is a predicted model, not a curated record. Gene Ontology annotation, cellular component: plasma membrane; cell surface.
UGGAGAUAGAGGGCAGAUCGCACACUUCGGGACAGCGGUGCCCCUGAGCACUUCUGGAAUCCAAGCUCCUGUCACAGAGGGAGAAACAGAGCAGACAGCAGACGCCAUGGAGUCCCUGUCAGCCCCUGCCCACAGAGGGCGUGUCCCCCUGCAGGGGCUCCUGCUGGCUGUCUCACUGUUAACCUUCUGGAGCCCGCCCAGCACUGCCCGACUCACUGUUGCAUCAACCAAUGCUGCUGAAGGGAAGGAUGUGCUUCUCCUUGUUCUCAAUCUGCCUGAGAGUCUCCUCACCUAUAACUGGUUCAGAGGGAAAAGUGCGAACAGCAGCCGUGGAAUUGGAGCAUUUGUAACACAGACUCAAAAAUUUACCCCCGGGCCUGCACACAGUGGUCGAGAGACAAUAUACCCCAAUGGAUCCCUGCUGUUCCAGAAGGUCACCCUGAACGACACAGGAUACUACACCAUAGCUAUCAUAAAAAAGGAUGGGCUGACUGAAGAAGCAACCGGACAGCUCCGCGUGUACCCACCGUUACCCAAACCCAACAUCACAAGCAACAACUCCAACCCUGAGGAGCACAAGGACCCUGUCCUGUUAACGUGUGAACCCGAGACUCAGGACACCACCUACCUGUGGUUGAUCAACAGCCAGAGCCUCCAGGACAGCACCAGGCUGGAGCUGUCCAAGGACAACAGGACUCUCACUUUGCUCCAUGUCACGAGGACUGACACAGGACCCUAUGAGUGUGAAACCCGGAACCCAGUGAGUGCUGGCCGCAGUGACCCCUUCACCCUGAAUGUUCUCUAUGGCCCAGAUGCCCCCUCCAUUUCCCCCUUGGACUCCCAUUACCUACCAGGGGCAAACCUCAACCUCUCCUGCCACGCAGCCUCUAACCCACCUGCACAGUAUUCUUGGCUUAUCAAUGGGAGACCCCAGCAACCCGCACAGGAGCUCUUUAUCCCCAGCAUCACUGCAAAUGACAGUGGAUCCUAUGCUUGCAUCGCCCAUAACUCUGUCACUGGCUAUAACAGGACCACAGUCAAGAAUAUCACAGUGUCUGAUGUUUCAACAUCACCAAAUCCUGGCCUCUCAGGUGGGGCCAUUGCCGGCAUCGUGAUUGGGGUUCUGGCGGUGGUAGCUCUGACAGCAGCCCUGGUAUACUUUCUGUAUAUCAGGAAGACUGGAGGGGCAAGCGACCAGCACGAUGUCACAGAGCACAAACCCUCAACCUCCAACCACAGUCAGGGCCAUUCUGAGAACUCACCUAACAAGAUCCAUGAAAUUACAUAUUCUUCCCUGAACUUCAAUGCCCAGGAAGCAAAGAAACCAACUUCAGCCUCCCCAUCCCCAGUAGCCACAGAAAUGAUUUAUUCAGAAGUGAAAAAGAAGUAAUGCAACCUGCCCUGCUCGAAGCACUGCUGGCUUAUUCCAAGCUUCUCAUCCCCAUACCAGGAUAUCCCUUUACUCUCAGGAAAAAGAAGAAGCCUCUUUCCCCACUCCCCUUUCACUUCCUCUUGCUGCACCUCCAGGCUCCUCGUCACAGCCCCUCCCUUCCGUGUUUACAGACGAAAAAGCACAUCCCUGGAUCUGUAGGAAGCCCAGCCUUCACUGUCAUUGAAACUUGGCAAAGCAGACCUUGGGGGAGAGUUGCCAGAAUCUCCUGCCUCACCCCCUUUUCUGACCUAGACUUGUUCUACACUUACCUAUUCAGCGCACACUCAUUCCUUUUCCGCCUUAGCCCUGUCCUGUUGCCCAUAACCUUGAGAGUUAUGUCCUUAUCCACUAAAAUGCAUGUGCCACAGAAGAGAAAAUGUAGAAGCUUCUCUUCUCUCUCCAAAACCCAGCGUGAACCCACUACACACAGGAAAACAAAUGUGUAACCAGUUCUCAAUAGAAAAAGUCUGUACCUUUGCCUGCUGUCAGGGUGUCUACCAGUAGGACCUGAGCCCAAACACCUUGCUGCUUGGCUAGAAUACCACCCAAGUCCUUUGGCAAGCCUGUCUUCAGAGAACUCACCAAAAAAAUGCAUGUAUGUUUUAGUAACUUCAAGUGUUUUUAUUCAAGGAAAUGUCUACAGAAGGAGGAGGCUGCAGUUUUAGGGGGCAGUCAGCUCCUAAUAGAGAUGAUCUGCUGCAAAUUUCAGAAAGGAAUCAGAGUUUCCUUUCAGAGAUUAUUUAAAUAAUUAUAAGGAAUGUACAAUUUGGGGUAUUGAGGCUUUUCCUGUUUCUCUGAAACAUUGCACCAUUUUAAUUUUUAUAACUUCUUAUUUAUGUGAAAGGGGUUAUUUUUACUUGGCUUUGCUGUGUAAACCAACCUGAGGGCCUUAAGGUGAAAGAAGCCACCAGAAUCCCUGGGGACCCCUUGGCCAGGAGCUCCUCGAGGCUGCUACUUCAGGGGCUCCAGACAAAAAGCAGAAUCAGUUUCCUCAUUCUCGGCUAGAAACAGGUCUGUCAGUUUCCAGGCAUCUCAGGCCGAUCAUUGACCACCAUUCCAUCCCAUGUUCCUUCCUGUGCAUGUUCUGUCACUUUCUCAGGGAACCCUGGCCUCAACCUACCCUGCGGAGGUACACUUGGACCUGGAGGAGAGGGCACCCUGAUGCAAGCACUGUCACUCACACUGUUGACACUGCUUACAACCCAGAGAGCUGCCCUGGUGCUGACGCCCCCAAGGACACAGGGGAGGAUCACACUGGGCCCCAGUCUCCUUGAGCAGCCUCUGAAAUCUGUUUCCUCCCAUGGGAAAAAUGUGCCAGAAUAAAAAGGAAGAAUGGGGAGAGGCAGACGUACUGCCCUCCCAGACUUCCACACUUGUGACUCUCUCUGAGGCUGUUGAGAGAAUGAAUUUCUUUGAUAUGGAUUACUCAGGCCCCUCAGAGAGGGUUAGGUGGAGUUCUCUGUACCCAGGUACCUCUUUCAGGGCUAACCCCGACACAGACCACAUGUACGUCCCCUCAUCCAUGAUAUUCUGUGUUAUUUAAACUUUGCCUGGCUAAGGCCACUUUCAAAUUAUUUGUGAAAUUUGUUUUCUAUUUAUAAUAAAAAUUAUAUAUCAGACAUCAA